AUGCAUAAUUCAUCGAAACCCGAAGAGUAAUCAUAGAACAAAAUGGCAAAGUGUUUCACCGUUGCUGCCUUCGUUGCUACAGCUCUCUGCUUCUCCUCCGUUCUCAUCUCCGCCUAUGCUGCAGAUUACUUAGAUGUCGAAGGCAAGGUUUACUGUGACACUUGCCGGGUUGAGUUUCAGACCAAGAUCAGUGACGCCAUUCCAGGUGCCAAGGUGAAACUGGUAUGCAACAACCGUGAGAAUGGCACAUUGACAUAUACCGUGGAGGGCACAACUGACAGCAGUGGCACAUACCGCCUACCUGUGGUGGGAGAUCACGAGGAAGAUAUCUGUGAGGUUAGGCUGGUGGAGAGCCCCAGAGCCGAUUGCAAUGAACCAUUCAAGAGCGUUGAUUCUGCUAGGAUCCUCCUCACCAAGAACGUUGGAGUGGUAGAUAAUCUCCGAUAUGCCAAUGCUCUUGGGUACAUGAAGAAGGUGGCUCAACCAGAAUGUGCAAAAGUACUCGAAGAAAUGGGUUUCCUUCCUGUUGAGGCGUAAAAUUGAUUGAUUAAAUCUUCAUCAUUAUAUUUCUUUUUUUGCCUCACCUGAAUAAUAAAACUUGGCAUGUAAUGCCAUUUUUUUUCUAUUGUGUAGCUAUCGAACAAUUGUAACCCAGUGUUUCAAUGGAUCUAUAGCAAUUAUUUGAUACAAUGGAAAUUUUCUUUAUUUUUUUUUA
Molecule: messenger RNA, 715 nt
Organism: Populus nigra (black poplar)
Lineage: Eukaryota; Viridiplantae; Streptophyta; Magnoliopsida; Malpighiales; Salicaceae
Product: olee1-like protein
Exons: 2
Coding region: 43-537 (164 amino acids)
Source: RefSeq, a predicted model, not a curated record